Messenger RNA from Dentiscutata erythropus, 1005 nucleotides. The record is from the annotation of a GenBank genome assembly. NCBI's taxonomy places the organism in Eukaryota, Fungi, Glomeromycota, Glomeromycetes, Diversisporales, Gigasporaceae.
AUGGCAGUCAAAGACGAUGUAACGUUUAAUGAACUCAUAGCCAAUGGUUUUUUUGAAAGAAAUAAAGAUUAUAUAAAAAAAGAAACCGAAGAAGAAAAAAAAAAAGACGAAAAAGCAAACGUAAUUGACCUUUCCAAACCCGAAUACGAUGUAGUUAGUAAUGAUGAUACAUGUAAAAAAAUUUAUGUUUUGCUUGCAAAUCGUAGAGCGUAUAAAGUGAAAGAAGAAUUGGAUGAUAGUAAUAUAUUUGCGGCUUGGCUUUUCGAAGGUCGCAGGGAAUCUUUAGAAAAUGAAAAUAAACUUAAAGCACCUUCUAAUAUUAUUGGAAUGAAUAGAAUAACUUAUUUUGAAAACGUUAGACCUUUGUUUACUGAAUGUGAUGAGUGGAACAUGAGAAAUCAGCAAAAAAGACCGGGCAUUGAUAUUCAACUUUGGAGUUAUGAUAAUGUUAAAACGAAUUAUGACAAAAUUCUUGCACGACUUAAAGCACGAAACAUGCCUCCUGGCGCUCCUUGGUCCGAUGAGCAAAUUAAUACAUUUAUCGCCUGGGGUUUAGACGGUAAACCAGAUGCUGAAGUUCUUUCACCUAUAAGACCGUAUUAUCCUGGAAUUGAAAUCAGCCCUGACAAAUUGAAUUUUGACCAACAUAUCAGUAUUUUGUUUACAGAGGGCCAUCAUGAUCGUAUGAUUGAACAUAAAGUUGACAGAUCUAAAUACUCCAAAAUGCGUGUAGAUUUGCAAGAUUAUGAAUCGGUUAAAUAUCAUAAAAAAAAUAUUCUUGAUCGUUUAACAUUUCCCACCAAAGAUAAAAGAAUGCCCAAAUUCAAUCCAUGGCCUAUAAAAAAUGUUAAAUUAUUCCAUGCCUGGGCAGCACAAGGAGAAGAACCUUUAAGAGAUUCAACGCCAGCUGAUACUAAACCCUAUAGUAAAGGAGCUCAAGAACUCAUAGAUAUGCAAGGAUAUGUUGACAGAUAUAUGAACGAUCCAGAUGCACCAAAAGAGUAA